AAGUUGCCAGUUUAGUAUAUUUGUCGAGUAGUCGGUAAUCAGUAGUUUAGUGUUUCAAGUUUGAUCGCUCCUCUUAAUAACUAAUACCUAUACGAUAUAUUAGAAGACUACAGAUAAUAGGUAGGACUAAUAUUGUUUCAUAUUUCCGCUAGUAAAAUCAGAAUAAUUAUUCUUGGGAGCAAAAUGCAAAUAUUACUACGUUAGAAAAAUAGUUCCCAUUGUAUAAAUGCAAUAUUUUGUUACAAAAAUACUGUGUGAGUUUUUAAUGAAAAAUAUUUUAUUUUUCCACAUCUCAUUUUAACCCUACAUACGUAGUCCAGCAAGGUCCUAUUUUUUUCUAUUUAUUCCGGAAGUUUUGCGGUCUUUAUUUUUUAAAUUCGGCAUAAAAGCGUGUCAGCACAUCAGUGUAAUACUGGUCAGUUAUCGUUUUCUAUUUUUCUAAAUAAUCAAUAAAGAUUACACCUUUGGACUCCUAAAACAACUUUUUAUUUUCUUGAGAGCACGUUUUUCAGAUGGAGUGUAUAUAAACGACUGUAUUUUGGAUGGUAUAAUCAACUUUAAUAUUUUUAAAACAAAAAUCGGAACAAUUUGUUUCAAAAUAAUGAAAAACCUUGACUCCUGAAGAAAUUCUAAAAGAUGACAAGUAUUUUCUAAUAAAGUUAUGCUCAUUUUUUGCUUUUUAAUUUUAUGCUGUUGAGAUGAAUUUUUAGAAUUAAAACUUGCUGAUGUGAAAUAUUUCUAUUCCGUCCUCUUAUUAAAACUAUUCGACACCGGUUACAGGAGAGGAUUUAUACCAAAUUUUCAAAAAAUAUACAAAGUUUCGAUCAUGCAAUUACCGAAUCCAGAUACAAGCCACUGAUUCUGAAGGUCACCUGCCAAUAUUUCAGUUAAUAGAACUGCAGAUCUCUUAAUUGGAUUGAUGCUUAAUUUUAUAAUUAACGAAAUGACUGAAUCAAUCAAUAUAGUAGCUUCCAGCACUACUUAAACCUAAAUUCAAUAAGGCGCAGUACGUUUCCUAAUCAACUUUAACUUCGAUGUCGGGUAAUGUUUCAAUAAUCGAAAAACCUACAGGAAGAAACUGUUGCUUACAAUUUUAAGUAAAAUAUAACAAUAACUUAAUGUGAUAUAUAUUAUGCAUUUUAAUUCUGAAGAUCAUUUUGCGCACAUAAAAAAACGCAAUCGUAGAAAAAUUAUAGUAUAAGACACGUGAGAAAAUGAUAUGUUUCUCUCUCAUUUGAUUUGCGGUACUCGUCUCGUGCUAACAAAAAAUAUGUAAAUUUCUCCAUAAUUAUGCAACAACGAAAACAUUUUUCUUUAUGUGAAGAUUAAAACUGACUUUUUUGUCAAAUUUGUAUCAAAAUUUUACAGAUUUCAUCGGAAAUAUAUAUUCGUAUUCAUGUUUUAUAUAAACCAACGCAAUUCGUGUACAGAAUAAAGUUAAUAUUUUACUUUUAUUUUUGACCAGAUCCCUCGAAUUCUCGCUGCCAGCGAUAAAAUGACAGACUAUAAUUAUUAUCAAUCAAUAUCCAUUGCAGUUGUCUUUACUGAGAUAUUUCAGAGCAGAUAUAUAACAAAAUCUAAAUGUACUUUUCUUUUCUCAAAAUUUAAUCAAAGUAAUCAAUAUAAUUACAAAGUGCAUGAAAGAUAUCAUUAAGAAGAAAUAUUUGACUUCAUAAUGUUAGAAAGGACAUUUCGAAAUAUGUAAUUUUCACAUGAACUGCGCAGUAACCAGCAAAAUAGAAUCAAUACUCUUUUAACUUUCCUGUUUAUAACCCUAAAAAUACGACAAAAAAUGUAAUAAAAUUCAUUGUGUCGAAUCAUUGAAACCUUCAAAAAUGUUCAGGGAAAGAUGUAACCUGUAUUUUAGUUACUGAAAAGAUGAAGACGUUAUUAUUAUUUUUGGCAGUAUUUAUUGGUCUAACAGCGAUUUAUGCGAAUCCUUUGACGACUCCUACACCACCCACGUUUCAAACAAAUUGUGGUUAUAACUCGUGUCAUCCAAUAAAAGAUGGUGAUUUUAUCAAUGUUCAUAUUGUUCCUCAUACACAUGAUGAUGUCGGUUGGCUGAAGACGGUGGAUCAGUACUAUUAUGGCAGUAAAAACACCAUUCAAAACGCAGGAGUUCAAUAUAUUUUGGAUUCGGUUAUGGAUUCAUUAAGAAAAGAUGAAAACAGAAGGUUUAUCUAUGUGGAAACUGCUUUCUUCUGGAAAUGGUGGAUAAAACAACAUGAUAUCGUCAAAGCACGAGUAAGACGAUUUGUUAAUAAUGGACAAUUAGAAUUUAUAAGUGGAGGUUGGAGUAUGAAUGAUGAAGCUACGACUCAUUAUCAGUCAAUUAUAGAUCAAAUGACUUGGGGAUUACGAAAGUUGAAUGAUUCUUUUGGAGAAUGUGGUAGGCCAAAAAUGGGCUGGCAGAUCGAUCCGUUUGGUCAUAGCAGAGAAAUGGCUUCAAUUUUUGCACAAUUGGGAUUUGACGGUUUAUUAUUUGGACGAAUUGAUUAUCAAGACAAAACUCAAAGACUAUCGACAAGAACACCUGAGAUGGUAUGGAGAGGAAGUCAAAAUUUAGGAUCAAAAUCGGAUCUGUUCACUGGAGUUAUGUUCAAUGUAUAUUCUCCGCCCAGAGGAUUUUGUUUUGAUCUAUUAUGUUCAGAUGAACCCAUCAUAGAUGACAAAAAAAGUCCUGACUACAACGUUGAUAAAAGAGUUGAUCUAUUUCUUGCCCACAUAACCAGCCAACUUAUUUAUUACGAUUCAAAUAACGUAAUAGUUACAAUGGGUGGAGAUUUCAACUACCAAGAUGCUGAAACAUGGUUCAAAAAUCUCGACAAAUUGAUAAGUUAUGCUAACGCUAGACAAGCUAACGGCUCAAAAUAUAAUUUACUCUAUUCCACACCUUCUUGUUAUAUAAAAGCUAUAUAUGAUCAAACCCAUGGAAAGAAAAAAUGGUUCCAAAAACAAGACGACUUCUUCCCUUACGCAUCUGAUCCUCACGCUUUCUGGACUGGUUACUUCACUUCAAGGCCAACAAUUAAAAGAUUUGAACGAGAAGGAAAUAACUUUUUACAAGUAUGCAAACAACUGUAUACUUUAGCUGACUUAGAUCCUAUUGACAAAGUAGAUCUUAAUGUCCUUCGUGAAGCGAUGGGGGUGAUGCAACAUCACGACGCUAUAACAGGUACUGAAAAACAACAUGUCGCUAAUGAUUAUGCUAGAAUUUUAUCAAAUGGUUUCCAAGAGUGCGAAUGGAUAACUAAAACGGCUCUAAGUAAAUUAGUCGUUCAGAAAACCAAAAACCAUGUGCGUGAUGGACCAAUACCUGCAACUCGAUUUACGACUUGUCCAUUAGUUAAUAUAAGUCAAUGCGCUUUUACAGAAACAAACAAUGAUUUCGUUGUAACAAUAUACAAUCCUUUGAGCAGACUCGUUGAUAAAUUUAUCCGAGUACCAAUUACUGGUAAUAAAUAUUCAGUAAAGGACCCAGAAGGUACAGAAAUAGUAACUCAAAUAGUUCCAGUUUCCCAAGGGGUUCUCACAAUACCUGGUAGAAAGAGCCGGGCUCAAAACGAAUUAGUAUUCCAGGCAGCAGACAUACCACCUCUUGGUUUUAAAUCAUAUUUCGUACAAUCAAUUGAAAGCAACGAUAUACCAAAAUAUCAAUCCGUUGAAAAUGAUACAACAGAAGGAGCUGAAUUCGACAUUGAUCCUCAAACAGGUUUAAUCACUCAAAUAACCACCAACGGUCUGACAAUAGAUUUUGCUCAAGAAUUCCUCUAUUACAAAGGAUUUGUAGGAAACAAUUCGAUAUUUAGCAAUAGAUCAUCAGGUGCAUACAUUUUUAGACCUUACGGUGACACAUUUAAGGUAGCUAAUAAAGCCGAAUUCCAAGUGCAUAAAGGUCCGAUUGUAUCUGAGGUUCAUCAGAAAUUCAGCGAUUGGAUAAGUCAAAUUAUUAGAGUAUACGAAGGACAAAACUAUAUUGAAUUCGAUUGGCUAAUUGGACCUAUACCAAUUGAUGAUUCGCAUGGUAAAGAGAUAAUUACAAGAUAUAAAACUUCAAUAAAAUCGAAUUCGACUUUCUAUACUGAUUCCAAUGGUCGUGAAACCAUAAUGAGGAUAAGGAACUUCAGACCAACAUGGAAUUUAAGAUUAAAAGAAAACGUAUCUGGGAAUUAUUAUCCUAUAACGACAAAAAUAGCAAUUAAGGAUGAAAAUGUACAAUUAGCAAUACUAACUGAUAGAGCAGAAGGAGGUAGCAGUUUGAAAGAUGGGGAAAUUGAGCUAAUGAUUCAUAGAAAUUGUUUACACGAUGAUGCUUUUGGUGUUGGUGAAGCUUUGAAUGAAACUGCAUUUGGUAAGGGUUUAGUUGCCAAAGGUACUCACUAUGUUACUUUGGGAAGUGUUCGCGAAAAUAAAGACGGUAAAACAGCCUCAGCUCAAGAAAGAAAAUUAAUUCAAGAGAAAUUAUUAUCAGCGUGGACGUUUGUCUCUGACACAGAGAAUUUAUCUUUCGAACAAUAUAAAACCAAAUAUAUCAUGGAGUAUGCUGGAUUGAAACGAAGUUUGCCAGAUAACGUUCAAAUUUUGACUCUAGAACCAUGGAAAGCAGACACAUUUUUAUUAAGGCUAGAGCACGUGAUAGAAAUUCACGAAGAUGCUAAAUUGUCCUUACCACUAACAGUUGAUUUGAAAGACUUAUUUGCACCUUUCGAGAUAUCAAACCUGCAGGAAACAACUCUGGGUGGUAAUCAAUGGUUAUCAGAAAAUCACCGACUUCAGUUUAAUGUUGGUUCAACUCUUGAAGAUUUGUGGGCAGAUGAAAAAAUUUCCGAAUACCAAAAAUGGGCGCAAAAUAAAUGGAAAGCAAAUUUGAAGGAGCGUGUUAUAGCAGAAGCAAAUGAUCUGUCAGACGAUGUGGAUAAUUUGAAAAUUCUUCUUAAUCCUAUGCAGAUUCGUACAUUUAUUUUAAAUAUUGAAAAAUGAUUUUGAUGAAUCAAAUAUAUUUUUUCUCAUA
This is a messenger RNA of Diorhabda sublineata, 5014 nucleotides long. RefSeq names its product lysosomal alpha-mannosidase-like. The record is from RefSeq and is a predicted model, not a curated record. Bases 1879 to 4983 code for a protein of 1034 amino acids. NCBI's taxonomy places the organism in Eukaryota, Metazoa, Arthropoda, Insecta, Coleoptera, Chrysomelidae. The transcript is spliced from 18 exons. Gene Ontology annotation, cellular component: lysosome. Gene Ontology annotation, biological process: mannose metabolic process. Gene Ontology annotation, molecular function: carbohydrate binding; alpha-mannosidase activity.